AUGAAUCCCCCAGAUCCGUCGCCGAGGACACCGCCCGUAAAGCGGAGCUCGGCGGCCUGCAUCCAUUGUUCAGACCGGAAAGUCAGGUGUGACAAACAGACUCCGUGCAGUACAUGCACCAGACACAAUGUGCAAUGCAUAUUUCCCCCGCCGAAGACGAAGCCCCUUAGAACAAAACGAAAAUGGGUUCAUAUCGACGAGUUUGACGAAUUAGAGAAUCGAUACGAAGCAUUGCUCCGGGAGAAAGGCAUCGACACCACCGACGCCAACCAAAUUGACGUCACUGACCCUUUGCAAUAUGGGCAUCCUUCCACAAGCAGUGGCUCGGAUGUAUCUCGAACCAAUGGGCUAUUUACAGCAUCCGACUUAACUGUUUCGGGGUCACAGAGAACAUUCUUCAAGCCCCAGCUGUUACAAGGGCAAGGAGGUACAAAACUGGUGCACAACAGCUUGUGGUCUCGGGUGGCACAGGAGAUCCACGACGCAGAGGAUGCAUUUGAAGACGAUUCAGCGGCCAGUUCUAGUGAUGGCGGGUCACCGAAAGAUGACUUUACCUAUGUCCUAGGCUGUAACGCACCAGCUACUGCAUCCUUGCACCCUCCUUCACAAUCCAUUGAUCGGCUAUGGCAAAUUUUCAUUGAAAACGUCAACCCUCUCACGAAAAUCGUGCACGUACCAAGUUUGCAGUUCGCCAUAGAGAAAGCAACCAACAAUAUCGAGCACAUCCCAAAAGGAUUCGAAGCACUCAUGUUUGCCAUUUAUAGCAUCGCCGUCUUGUCCCUUACAGAAGUUGAAUGCAAAGAAACAUUCGGAGAGACUCGGGCGAUACUGCUUUCCUGUUACGUGGCGGCUACGAAGAGGGCUUUGUUUCGUGCUAAGUUCAUGAGCAGCACUAGCAUUGUGACGCUGCAGGCGCUGGUCCUUCACAUUCUUUCUAUCCGAGACGACUACGAACCGCGUGCUGUGUGGAGCCUCACAGGGGUUGCGCUGCGCGUUGCAGAAGGUAUGGGUAUGAGCCUUGAUGGCACAUUACUCGGUUUGUCACCAUUUGAAACCGAAAUCCGUCGACGGAUCUGGUGGCAGCUUAGGACGCACGACUUUCGUGCAGCAGAGCUAAGUGGCCAGGCCAAAUUUCGAGACUUCGAGGUCAAUGAGACCACCCCUAAGAUGCCUGCGAAUGUUGAUGACAGCGAUCUUUAUCCCGCAAUGUCGCAAGCAGCAGUUGAGUCAACGAGGCCAACGCAGAUGAUAUGGUGCAUGGUGCGGUCGGCGAUGGCUACCUUUGCUGCUGGCCAGACGGCCAAAAUAGCCAAACUCCGCAAGGUCGCUUUUACAUCUGACGAAUACCCUGCCAUGGAUGACUUGGAGCGAAAGGACCAUUUCAUCAAAGGGGUUGAAGACAUGUUGGAGACGAAGUACUUGCGAUUUUGUGACCCUUCUCAGCCCCUUCAACUAAUGGCGCUGGUUGGUGGUCGGACAGCAACAAACCUUGUCCGGUUCAUGGCUCAUCAUCCGCGCAGAUGGGCCUACCAAGACCAUGUGUCCGCAUCAGAACGGCAAUUUGUCUGGGGCAUUGCCACUAGACUCCUGGAGCAGUAUAAUAUGAUGCAGACAGACCUUCAUCUAAGACGCUUCGCCUGGCAUGUACCGUACUUCAUUCAAUGGCACGCUGUCAUCCACGUCUUGGACACACUCCGAACAGAUCCCCUCCACCUAGAGGCCCAGAGUGCCUGGCGCCUCAUUGACACGUUGUUCGAAAACAAUCUUGGUGUAUUGCUGAGCGUCAACAGGCCGAUCGUCGCGGCGGUUGGGAAUCUUUGUCUGAAAGCAUUCACUGUCCGCGAGGACGUUUUGAAGAAGAAGCAGAGAGUUCCGAGUGAGCCGCCCGAAUACAUAACUAAGCUACGCAAACAACGAGAAGCCGCGAAAGUAAGGAGGGCAGAAGAGACCCUGGCAAGCCAGACGCGAGACCAACUGAGCAGCCAAAACGGAUUGAGGACAGCGGACGCACCCUUUGUGACCCAACCGCAGCAGCAUCUGCUAUCAAAGCAGCAGGUAAGCGCCUUUCCAGGAAACGCCCGGAGUGAAGACGAUGCGUUCUGGCUCAGCGACACUCUCGAUGACGGGUCUUCCGCUGAUGGAGCUGUGGACAUGAUGAGCUUGUAUACGGAUGCAAUUUUGGUUCAGGAUUAUUCACUCGGUACUCCCGGCAACGAUGCCAUAGACUGGGAACGAUGGGAUACCUGGUUUGGCCAUCUGGAUCCUCUGCGUCCAACUAUUGCCCCGCAACAAGAGCGACGGAUCAGUAUCCAGAGCCUGGUAUCCAGGUGA
Cladophialophora immunda is the source of this 2331-nucleotide messenger RNA. RefSeq lists its product as uncharacterized. Gene Ontology annotation, molecular function: DNA binding; zinc ion binding; DNA-binding transcription factor activity, RNA polymerase II-specific. Bases 1 to 2331 code for a protein of 776 amino acids. The transcript is spliced from 3 exons. The record is from RefSeq and is a predicted model, not a curated record. Gene Ontology annotation, biological process: regulation of DNA-templated transcription; DNA-templated transcription. Lineage: Eukaryota; Fungi; Ascomycota; Eurotiomycetes; Chaetothyriales; Herpotrichiellaceae.